ACCAACGUAAAUUAGUGGAUCACAAAUAGUGGUGUAGAAAAAAAAAAUAUUCUUGCAGCAAAAUCUUUGAUCCAUUCAUCAAGUCAUACCAAAAUUGUUUAUAUUUUCAGGUAGUCAAAUUAUCUUAUUCAGUCUACAAUGCUCUUCAACGGUCAUAACUUGACUUAAAUUCUACUAAUGAUCGUCUCACAAAGCACUGCUAACUGAUGGUUAGAUAUAAUUGUCUUCCCUCGAUAGAAGUUCAAAGACGGAAUGACCCAUCUGACAAUAUUUGCACCACAGACGAUCGAUUUUUGUAAAGAAAAAAUAAUGAAAAUAUUGUCGUAAAGCAGAAACAUAUAAUUAUCUAAUCAAGUAUGCAAGAUGCUUUCCUGAAAAGUCAUAUUUUUUUACAAUUUCAAUACGUAGGGGAUGAAAAUAAAAAUAAAUUUCUUGAGAACCCUUCGGUAACAGCUGAUAAUAGAAAAAUAAUUCCCUUAGGAAUAUAGAAAAGUCGCUCGAGACAAUGUCGAAGCUGUCAUUAUUUAUUCAUAAUUGCAAUUCUUCAAAAGGGGAAUCAACUCAUUCUUACUUUGUACUUCGUUCAGUCAAGAGUUUGUUCUCUACUGGUAAAAUAUUCUUACAAUGUUGGUUCUACCUCACAAUCUAGCUCUCUUUCAAUUAAUUGGUGUAUGGAGACCAGUCAAUUGGUCUUUAGGAUUGAAAUAUUUUUUUUACAAUAUUUACACGUUAAUUGUGCUUGUUAUGGUAUUUUUAAGUGUGUUUACAGAGAUAAUUAAACUCAUAGGAUCUUAUGAAAAUAUCGAACAACUUCUGCAUAACUUAAAAAUGUUAUUAACCAUGGUUGGAAAUUUUGCUAAAGCUGUUAAUCUUGUUUAUAACCGUCAAGACAUAGUGAUGCUGUUGACAGAUCUCGUUAGCUCUCCUUGCUUACCACGGAAUCCAGAAGAACAAUCAAUCCAGUCUAAGUAUGAUAGAAUCAUCAAGCUUAGAACAAUGAUAAAUGUGAUACUUGUGGGAUCAUCAGUAGGAAUGGUGACGAUGGAAUCUAUUUUCUGUGACAUUUCUGAUCAUAAUCUACCAUUCAAUGCUUGGUACCCUUUCGAUGUUUCUGAUUCUUACGGAUAUUGGAUAGCAUGGCUGCAUCAAGCCUUGGCCCAUAUCUAUGGAGCCAUGAUAACUGCUAAUUAUGAUGUUUUCGUGCCUGCCUUGAUGCUACAAAGUUGUGCCAAGUUUGAUAUACUCGACUAUCGCUUGACUAAUGCAGUGAACAAAUUUUUUGGUAAAUCAUCCGACUCGAAAUGUGAUUAUAACGAACGGGCAUUAAGAGAGAUUUUUGAUUGUAUUGGAUUUCACCAAAAAAUAAUUGAUUUAAGCAAUUUUGCAAACGAUAUUGUAAGCUCUGUAAUAUUCCUUCAAUUUUCCAUCAGUACUCAAGUUAUUUGCGUGACGGUUUAUAAUUUAUCAAAAACAAAAAUUGACGAUCCUUAUUUUCCUGGGCUGGUUAUAUAUCUUGCAUGCAUGCUUGUUCAACUUUUUCUUUACUGUUAUGCUGGUAGUGAAUUAACUUCAAAGAGUGAAGAUGUAGUUAAGUCUAUUUAUUGUAAAGCUAAUUGGUAUACAUCAGAUAUCAGUGUUCAAAAGUGUUUAUUAUUAAUGAUGCUACGUUGCUCGCAUACUGUCAAAUUCACUUGUGGAAAUAUUAUCUACUUAUCCAUUGAUUCAUUCAGCAGUGUUGUUGACGCUAUCGAAUCAUCUCAUAGUAUUUCUGACUAUGCAGAUCACUCCUUUAUUGCCUUAACUAUGAUUGGGAUCUGUAUAAAAAUGGGAAGUAUUGUUAAAAACAGGAAGGAAAUUGCCGAGCUAAUGGAGCUACUCUGUGGAGGGUCUUUUAAAACGAGAAACAAAGAAGAAGAGGAAGUUUUGAAGAGUUGUGAAACUAUCAUGAAAUGGAGAACAAUUUCCUUUGGCAUUUUUGUACAAAUGGGAACUACCAACCUAAUUAUCAGUUCUCUAUUUUAUCUUGCUCCCCAUCGUAUCACCAUCACAAGGCUUUACCUGCCAUGGGACACAAAAACCUUAGAAGGGUAUUGGAUAGCAUGGGUACUUCAAGCAAUAUCCAGGUGGUUCGGUGGUCCUGUUAAUGUAGCCUGUGAUAGUCUCGUCUCCGGAGUCAUGUAUCGAGCUUCAGCACAAUUUCAAAUCCUGGCAAUCCGUUUAAAGGAUCUAGUGAAGCCUAGAAAAUCCAAAAAUGAAGGGAAUGAAGAUGUUAGAAAGCAUGAAUCGAAGAUAAUAGCAAGACUAGUGAAAGAACACCUGGAGAUUAUCCAGAUUAUUUCUAAACUCAACGAUAUCUUUGGCUUUGUCAUCUUUAUGCAGUAUUGCGUUAGUUCCACUGUACUUUGCGUUACCAUAUUCGUUUUUGCUGAAGUCAAGCAAUUCGAUUCACAUUGCGCUAUGAUGAUUACUUACACUGGAUGUCUGUAUUUUCAGAUUUAUUUACUGUGUUCUGCUGGAUCGGAGAUGUCUAUACAGAGUAUCAACUUUGCUGAAUACAUUUAUACAUGUGACUGGGAUGAAUUAAAGAUUGGUACAAAAAAGAGUCUGAUGUUAAUGAUGAUGAGGAGCCAUCGACCUCUGAAAUUCACCAGCUGGCACAUGAUUGAGCUUUCUAUAGAAUCAUUCAGUCAGAUUGUCAAAUUUUCAUAUUCAGCUUAUAAUGUUCUAUCACAAAAGAAAUGA
Molecule: messenger RNA, 2742 nt
Organism: Chelonus insularis
Lineage: Eukaryota; Metazoa; Arthropoda; Insecta; Hymenoptera; Braconidae
Exons: 10
Coding region: 625-2742 (705 amino acids)
Biological process (GO): detection of chemical stimulus involved in sensory perception of smell; sensory perception of smell
Cellular component (GO): plasma membrane
Molecular function (GO): olfactory receptor activity; odorant binding
Source: RefSeq, a predicted model, not a curated record